AUGGCGGUACCCGUUGCAAUCAUAACGGGUGGAACGAAAGGCAUUGGGCAUCAGCUGGUCAGCACGGUGCUCCGCAACGGGCUCUCGUGCAUUUUCAUUGGCUCUAAUCCCGAUUCUGUCAGAAAUUCCCUAGAUUCACUGAUCGCAGCCAAUAUCAAGCCCAAGAUAAACAACAGCCCCCAAUUUGUACGCGGGGUAAGCAUAGACUUUAAUACAUGGCCUCAAUGGACUAUUCUAGCUGAGCAUCCAAGCUGGGAGGCUACUCUGGGUAAUACAUCAGUACAUGAGAGAUUAAGUCCUUUAUUCGAUGUUAGCCCUGUAGUGAGUACGCAACAGACAUAUUACUACGAUCUUUUGGUCAAUUGUGCUGGUAUAACCCAGAACUCGCUUGGAUGGGCGACCCCUGCCUCAGAGGUUGCUCGUUUGCUCAACAUUAACCUGGCUUCCCUAAUUUCGAUGAAUCAGCUCUCUCUGCGUCCAAUGAUACGAGCUCGCCGUCGCUUUGCGCCUGCCGCUACGCCAACGAUUAUAAACGUCUCUUCCCAGCUAGGCUGGCACAACGCUCCGAACGUACCAGGUACUGCAGUUUAUGCAGCUACAAAGAGCGCAGUUCUGCAGUAUACAAACGCGUUGCAACAUGAACUUGCCAGUUCCGGUGUAACAAUCAAGUCAAUUGCCCCAGGACUAGUGCAAAACACAAAUAUGACUAGCAAGAUCUCUUCGCAGGCCGUUCAAUAUCUCAAAGAGUCCCUUGAGAGCCCACCAACGACGCCAGAGGCUCUAGCUUCUGCCAUCUGGCGUCUUUAUUGCCCGAGCACCUCCACGUGA
This is a messenger RNA of Eremothecium sinecaudum, 828 nucleotides long. RefSeq names its product 3-oxoacyl-[acyl-carrier-protein] reductase (NADPH) (gene OAR1). The transcript has a single exon. The coding region runs from base 1 to 828 and encodes 275 amino acids. Gene Ontology annotation, molecular function: oxidoreductase activity, acting on the CH-OH group of donors, NAD or NADP as acceptor. The record is from RefSeq and is a predicted model, not a curated record. Lineage: Eukaryota; Fungi; Ascomycota; Saccharomycetes; Saccharomycetales; Saccharomycetaceae.